GAGCACUGUCAUGUCAGAAAAGAAGAGCACAAGACCCGAAGAGAAACCACAGCCCGAAACAUUUUACGCGGGCAGGGGGUCAAGGCAAAUCGGUAAGAGAGAAGAUCCAACGGAGCCACCAACACCGCUCCUACCCCCGACACCCGAAGAGAAAUUCCUGAAGAGACAAGCACCGCGAGAGCCAAAGCCUGCCCCCAAGAACGAUGAUGAGCAACCAGCGUCAACGCUGACACGGCCGCGAGUCGGCUCCAGCCGAGUGGGCAGCUCCGUGCUGAUAGGGGCCCCCGAUGAACUGCUCGAGGCAUACGAGCAGGCGGUGCUGGAGGCCGAGGCCGAGGAGGAGAGCCAGCAGAGCGAGAACGAGCGUCGGAAGCUCAGUCCACUCUCGACGCUCGAAGCCGUGCGUGACGGCCUCCUAUUCAUAUUCGGCAAAUUCCUAAGACUCGUACGGCGCCUCGACAUGCAUGGAGGCGGAACCGGGAACAACAUCAACUUUGUGGAGGGGCUCAUCGACUUCCUGGCGGGCUCUUUGGGCGGGGCCGCACAGGUGUACGUCUCGCAGCCGCUGGACACUGUCAAGGUGAAGCUGCAGACCUUCCCGGAGGCCUACAAAGGAAUGUUCGACUGUUUCGUGAGCACGUAUCGAAAGGAUGGUAUAUUCCGGGGCCUCUAUGCGGGCUCCCUGCCCGCCGUGGUGGCCAAUGUGGCCGAGAAUUCGGUUCUCUUUGCCGCCUACGGAGGAUGCCAGAAGUUUGUCGCUUUCAUGGUCAAUAAGGAGACAACCAGCCAGCUGACGACCACCCAAAAUGCCUGUGCCGGCUCCCUGGCCGCCUGCUUCUCUACGCUCACCCUCCAGGCCCUGCGCGAAAUGAAGCACUAUAUUGAGCCCAGUCAUCCGCAGGAUAUGCGUACGCCCUGGUCCCUCACGCGGUACAUCUGGCGCACGGAAGCAAUCAAGCAAUUCCUCUCCAUAAUUCAGAAUUCACUUCCGAUGUUCCUGGGAGCCUGCAACAUCUCGCCCAGCGCCUCGACGCCAACCAAUCCGCAGAGCAACCAGAACCAGAACGAUGUGGACGUGGAUGCGGGCAGCACACCCCAACCGCAGCAUCCCGACUCCGAUGGCUUCUCUUCGUCGCACCAUCGCACGCCGCCCUCGCCGCCGCCCAACUCUCCGGGCGGUGCAGGAGCAGGACCAGCACGAGCAACGCCAGCGGCACAACCUCUCGCGUCACAAUCAAAUGUCCAGCGACGAGGAGAACAGCAUCAUGCCGCAGAACAGCGCGGUCGUAGAUCGAUCUCAUGUACUCCAAGUACGAGAGCAUGGCGAGCAACCUGAAGUACAACAGCCAGGAGCUCGACUCGCCGGCGGAGUAUCGCCAGAGCAGCAACAGCAAUGCGGCGAG
Drosophila persimilis is the source of this 1403-nucleotide messenger RNA. RefSeq lists its product as uncharacterized. Bases 11 to 1336 code for a protein of 441 amino acids. The transcript has 4 exons. The record is from RefSeq and is a predicted model, not a curated record. NCBI's taxonomy places the organism in Eukaryota, Metazoa, Arthropoda, Insecta, Diptera, Drosophilidae. Gene Ontology annotation, biological process: mitochondrial L-ornithine transmembrane transport. Gene Ontology annotation, molecular function: L-ornithine transmembrane transporter activity.